This is a messenger RNA of Spinacia oleracea (spinach), 1725 nucleotides long. RefSeq lists its product as uncharacterized. Bases 1 to 1725 code for a protein of 574 amino acids. The record is from RefSeq and is a predicted model, not a curated record. Lineage: Eukaryota; Viridiplantae; Streptophyta; Magnoliopsida; Caryophyllales; Amaranthaceae. The transcript has 13 exons.
AUGGAUGUUCGAGAUGAAAUUGACAUGAACAAGCUAGGAAAUCCAACGAAAAGCAAAAAUACUGGAAGAUCUAGUAAAGAGCCAAAAAUCGGCACUGAAAAGCAAUCAUACAUGACGGAAACUGGACAAUACAAAAUUGAGAAUGAAAUUGAAACUGAAAAGCAAAUAGACACAGUCCAUGAUAGAGAUGGAAAGACAUCUUCAACUUCUGAGACAGAAGUUCAAAAAACAUUGAGUGAAGUAGAUCAGGAAGGUCCUUCAAAAUCUUUGGGGCAACAUGUUAGUGAAACAACUUUUAGCAAAGAGCAUAAAGCAGAACAACAAAAAAAAGACUGCAGAAAGGGUAGCCGCAACUGCUGCAAAGGCCAGCAAGAAGCUGAGGAAAGGAUAGCUACACCUGCCAUAGCAGCACGAAUAGAAGCUGAGAAAAGGGCACCUGCAGCUGAUGCAGAAGCCAAAAGAGUCGCUGAGGAAAAGCAUGCAUCUGCAACUGAUGCAGAAGCCAAAAGAGUGGUGGAGGAAAAGGCAUCUGCAGCUGAAGCAGAAGCCAAAAGACAGACUGAGGAAAAGGCAUCUGUAGCUGAUGCAGAAGCCCGAAGAGUGGCUGAGGAAAAGGCAUCUGCAGCUGAAGCAGAAGCCAAAAGACAGGCUGAGAAAAAGGUGGUUGAAAAUGUAAAUGUUUCAGAGAGUGAAGAUCAAACCAAUGGUGGUAAUGGCACAAAAAGAGGAAGGAAGACAACAACUAGCAAGAAGAAGACCAUUCAAAAUAUAACUAUUGAUGAAGCACUACAAAAGAAGUUGCACAGCAUAUCAGAUUCAUACAAUCCGAGAAGAAAUACAAGAUCAAUGGUGAAAGUGCAAGAAAAUGUUUGUGCUGAAAUAGUUAGCAAAGAAGAAUUUGAAGGCAAAGAUGUUUCUGAAGUUACUUCCAAAGUAACAAAUACUCCAAAGAAAAGGAAAGGGGCUGAGAAAGAAGAUGAGGAUGAGCCUGUGGAUGUUGAGAUCAUAAAAACAAAAAAGCAAAAAGGAGUUGAGAAAAAAGCAUCUGUUAAAGGAAGAAUUCUUCCUCUUAGGACUGCAAUGAAAAGAAACAAGAAAAAUGAUAUUGAAGAAGUGAGAAAUGAACAGAAAAAAGAGCAAACAGUACCGGUGAAAGAUAGGUUGCUUAUGUUUGAAAAACAAAGACAAAAAAUAGCAUCAAAAAGAACAACACCAAAAGCAAACCUACCUGCUGAAAAGAAAAGAAAGAGGAAAAUAACUGAUGAGGAUUAUGAAGUGAAGGAAGAGAAUGGAAAUGAUGAUAUUCACAAUUCAGAAAACGCUUUAAUUGUGGAACGGGAGGUUUCCCCUUUGGCGAUAAUUACCAAAGAAGUUCCUGCAAGAAAGAAAGCAAAGAAAACAAUCGCUAUUUUCAAGGAGAAAGUAGAAGAAGAAGAAGAAGAGGAAGAAAAAACUGGAGUUAGAGGAGGACAUGGAAAAUUCAUCACUUUCAUUUCCAUGAUGAAUGAACAGAAGAAGGAGGCCGUUCGGAAUAUUGGUCUAGGACCAUUGCUAGAUUUCCAGCUACCUACUUUAUCCCAAUUUGUUACAUGGUUGUGUAACAACUUUGAGGAAAACAGCCAAUAUCUUUAUCCGCCAAAGAAUGAGAAAAUUCUGAUAGAAUUUGAGGAUGUGAAAAAGAUAUAUGGCCUUCCUAGAGGUGAAGUAGACAUAGUUGAGGCAUAG